GCGUGUUUUAAAGUGUUUUUAACGUAAAAAAAAGUUUUUAUUUUGAUGUAGAAAAAAUAUAAGGUAAAAGUUUAGUGAUCCAUCGACAGAGAUUCCAAAGAAAAGAAGAAAAAGUUUGUGUGCUUUGCAAAAACAAUGAAAAUAAAUAGUAAAUAACUUUAAGAUACCUCAUCCGUUUGCCAAAGACAAAAAUAAUAAUUUUUAAGAAGAAUCAAUACCAAAGAAAAUUUCAAUCAUGCUGGAUUUCUACCAAAAUUUAAAUAUUCAUUCUGGAAUGAUAAGUGACAUAGAAUCGGAUAAAACCUUAACUUGUGGUUCGUCAGAAUUAACAGCCACAAUAAAAUGCGAGAAAACUUAUGAGAUAUGCGAAGGAUGUUCACAGAAAAUUUACGAUCGUUACUAUCUCAAUGUGGCGGAUAAGAGCUGGCAUGAGUCAUGUUUAACAUGCAAUAUCUGCAACUUGCUCUUAAAUUACAAAUGCUAUGUGCGAAAUUCAAAGCUUUAUUGUAAGGAUGACUAUUAUAGAAUCUAUGGUACAAAAUGUGUUCGAUGUUGCGAGAAAAUAACGCCCGAUGAAAUGGUGAUGAAAAUACAAAAUUCCUUCAUUUAUCAUGUCAAUUGCUUUACAUGCUGUAGCUGUAAUCAGCCAUUACAAAAAGGCGAACAAUUUGCAUUUCGCGGUGGUCAAUUGCUGUGUCGAGCUGAUUUUGAAAAGGAAUCAUUCAUACCACAAACUUAUGAUGACGAUUAUGUUAUUGAGGAGCAUCAUGUUAGAUCACGUGAUGGACGUCGAGGUCCUAAACGACCACGAACUAUUUUAACUUCUUCACAACGAAGGCAAUUUAAGGCGUCAUUUGAUGUAUCGCCGAAGCCAUGUAGAAAAGUCAGGGAAGCAUUAGCCAAAGAUACAGGACUUAGUGUUCGAGUUGUGCAAGUCUGGUUCCAAAAUCAGCGUGCAAAGUGCAAGAAAAUACAACGAAAAUCAAAAAGCGAUGGUGAUAAAGGAAGUGAUAAAGAAAAGGAUGAUAAAAUCAAGCUAGAAUCACCCGAUAGCGAUUAUAUCCUCGAUAAUUCCUAUGGACAACCUCUUAAUCCCAAUUUACCGUUUUCACCUGAUGAUUAUCCAGCACAUUCUAAUGACAGCAUCUGCAGUUCAGAUAUUUCGCUUGACGGAAGUAAUUUUGAUCAUUUAGACGAUGCAUCAGACUCAGUAUCGCUUCAUAAUCUCAAUCUUAGCUCACAUCACUUACAACUAGACCAACUUCAAAUUAAUAAUAAUAAUAAUCUUAGUUCCACUGCAAAUCUCAUGACCCACAUAGACAAGCUGUAUCAAAUGCAAAGUAGUUAUUUCAUAGGAGCCAGCAUUGAGCAAUAGAAUUUAGUCAAGCAAUCCUUCAACGUUUUAGGAGUAGGAUUAAUACAGAACAAGAAUCAUUAACAAGAAAUUUAGUGCCAUGCAAAUUAUUAAAUAAAGAAAAUACCAAAAAAUCACCUUUUUUGAUAUAUAUGUAGUUUUAUGAACUGUUUAAAAUUAUUGGCGACUAGCUAUUAAUAUUGUG
Messenger RNA from Chironomus riparius, 1559 nucleotides. NCBI's taxonomy places the organism in Eukaryota, Metazoa, Arthropoda, Insecta, Diptera, Chironomidae. The record is from the annotation of a GenBank genome assembly.